AUGGACUUACCCGCAGCUGGCACAGCAACUCAACAGCAGGAGCCACAGCUAAAAUUGGAGCCUCAGCCGGUGCAGCAGCCACAAGGGCAGGUCAGGUUGGAGCAACUGUCGGCGCAGCUACAGCCGCUACUGCAGGGACAGUCGCCAGGCGUCACAAAAGAUAUCGCAAACCAAUCCCCUCCGGAGUCUACACGCAAGCGCACCACACGCAGCCGUAACUAUACCCAACCAGGAAAGUACCGCGGGGUGAGGAAGCGAGGCGAAGGUCGGUAUAUCGCUGAAAUUAAGGACACAACAUUCGGUGUGCGCAAGUGGUUGGGGACGUUUGCCACUGCAGAGGAAGCUGCCCUGGCGUUUGAUCGGGCUGCAGUGCAGAUUCGGGGGAGGAAGACGAAGCUCAACUUUCCUGAGCUCAUGCCGGGCAGAGAAGGAGACGCGGGCCUGGAGCUUGCAGCACAAGCGUCUAAGGGAAUUGGGGAGGCCUCUGCAGUGAAGGUUAUGGAAACUACUCUGGAGGCAGCAGAUUGCAAAGCUGUAGUGGCAGCACAUGCAAUAUCGGACACGGACGUGGUUGGGUUGACGACAUGCGCAGAUAGCAGCACUGCCAGUGGAAGCAGUUCGAGCAGAGCUGGCCCUUCCACCUCGUCUGCCUCCGCGCCUGCAUCCAUCCUCUCCAUCCCUCCGGCCAUGUUCCUCCCUGGAGAGCCGUGCUCUGCAGGCUUGGAGAAUGCUGGCUGGCGUUUCGCAAAGGGCAUCGAAGGCAUGCUGGUUGGUGCUGCUGGUGCUGACGCUGGUGAUGGCAACGUGAAGCAGGAAUGCGGGCAGGAGGAAUUUCUUCCGGAAGAGGUGAACAGGGGAGGUUUAGAGGCUGUGCUUGUCACCACACCCACUUCAAUCACAACUACAAUUUUCGACUCCGCGGAUGCAGUCACCACAGAAGCAGGGCGAAUUGUGGUGGCAGCAGCAGCAGCAGCAGCAGCAGCGGUGGCAGCAGCAGCAGCAGCAGCAGCAGCAGCAGCAGCAGCAGCAGCAGCAGCAGCAGCAGCAGCAGCAGCAGCAGCAGCAGCAGCAGCAGCAGCAGCAGCAGCAGCAGCAGCAGCAGCAGCAGCAGCAGCAGCAGCAGCAGCAGCAGCAGCAGCAGCAGCAGCAGCAGCAGCAGCAGCAGCAGCAGCAGCAGCAGCAGCAGCAGCAGCAGCAGCAGCAGCAGCAGCAGCAGCAGCAGCAGCAGCAGCAGCAGCAGCAGCAGCAGCAGCAGCAGCAGCAGCAGCAGCAGCAGCAGCAGCAGCAGCAGCAGCAGCAGCAGCAGCAGCAGCAGCAGCAGCAGCAGCAGCAGCAGCAGCAGCAGCAGCAGCAGCAGCAGCAGCAGCAGCAGCAGCAGCAGCAGCAGCAGCAGCAGCAGCAGCAGCAGCAGCAGCAGCAGCAGCAGCAGCAGCAGCAGCAGCAGCAGCAGCAGCAGCAGCAGCAGCAGCAGCAGCAGCAGCAGCAGCAGCAGCAGCAGCAGCAGCAGCAGCAGCAGCAGCAGCAGCAGCAGCAGCAGCAGCAGCAGCAGCAGCAGCAGCAGCAGCAGCAGCAGCAGCAGCAGCAGCAGCAGCAGCAGCAGCAGCAGCAGCAGCAGCAGCAGCAGCAGCAGCAGCAGCAGCAGCAGCAGCAGCAGCAGCAGCAGCAGCAGCAGCAGCAGCAGCAGCAGCAGCAGCAGCAGCAGCAGCAGCAGCAGCAGCAGCAGCAGCAGCAGCAGCAGCAGCAGCAGCAGCAGCAGCAGCAGCAGCAGCAGCAGCAGCAGCAGCAGCAGCAGCAGCAGCAGCAGCAGCAGCACGUGCAGCAGCAGCAACAACAGCAACCAGAAAUGGUGCCCCAGAAGCACUGAGUGAAGGGGCUCAACACGUGGUGGCUGCAUUGGAGUCGAUGUUUCCCGGGCUGCCAGACCACGCAGACCAUGGAGAUAAGGAACAUCCCCCAGGAGAGCAUGAGGCGUCUCCAUAUGAUGCAGUGCAGAAUGAGAUGCUUGAUGCUAUCAUGCAAACUGGAGGGCUGCUGCUUGGUAUGAAUCAGCGGCAACAUGUGCAUGAAGCAGUGUUGGGCCCUCCAUGGGAUGAGCCCCAUGGUAACACAGCAGUGCAGGCACCAUGGGACCAUUCUGCAAGCGCAUGGAGCACAGAGGCCAUGGGCUUGAGCGAUGCAAACCCGUUUGACACACCCGGGGCAUAA
Molecule: messenger RNA, 2205 nt
Organism: Closterium sp. Yama58-4
Lineage: Eukaryota; Viridiplantae; Streptophyta; Zygnematophyceae; Desmidiales; Closteriaceae
Source: the annotation of a GenBank genome assembly